AUGUUUCGAACCUAUGCUGGAGUGGUUAUUGAAGCUGUAACCGGUACUGAGGAGCAGGAAUCAGUUGAGAUUUUGGAGGAAGAGGUUAUCGAAGAGGUCGAUAAUGAAGCUGUGUACAUUGUGCCAGUUGGAAGUCAAGAAACAUCGGAGGUAGCGGAGCCUGUGUAUCGCAGUGAAUACGAAAGGAACCUAGCAGAAAAUUGGGCGAAGUUCGAGGAGGAAAAACGACGUCGUCAGGAGGAAUACAGGAAAAACGAAAAAUCUAUGCAGCGACGUUACAAGGAAAGUUUAGAGGCAAGAGAGCGAGAGCAGAGGGAUCACUGGGAAAAAUGUGAAGCAGAAAGGAAAAGCCGACAAGAGAAGUACAAACGAGACCUUUCUCGACAGCGCCAAGCUCAAUUGGAGAAGGAGCAAGCGCAAUCGCCACCAAAGAAGAGUAUUCGCAAACAAUAG
Aedes aegypti (yellow fever mosquito) is the source of this 453-nucleotide messenger RNA. Its product is annotated as vicilin-like seed storage protein At2g18540. The transcript is spliced from 2 exons. Bases 1 to 453 code for a protein of 150 amino acids. The record is from RefSeq and is a predicted model, not a curated record. Lineage: Eukaryota; Metazoa; Arthropoda; Insecta; Diptera; Culicidae.